CUUCAGCAUGAAGAAACUCUCACAGAAUUCUGCAUUUUGGAACAAUAAUAAAGAGCCAAGGUUGAUGUAACUGCUUGCUGCAACUGGAACAGUUUUCUAUUAGGCUUAUAAAAGGGGGAGCAACGAAACAUCAACAGUCCACCUGCAUCCUUUGUCGCUCAACUGAUUUUUGUUGUUGUCUUCAUAGUGUUCAAACCGAGCAUGGCCAAAUUAAUGUCAGCAUUGGAAGCGUCGUCCUACCAGCAUCCAAACCUAAAUGGGCCAUUUGGCGUGCUUCGUAAGGAAACAGUCCAAACCAUGGUGGAAAGGGGUUUGGAAUAUUCUUCAUUAGCUGAGCACCCGCUCUGCAUGGGUGGAAGAUCAGGACCCAUUUGGGCAUGUGUUUCCCGAUUUAUGGCGAGUCGUGUUAUUGGUCCCCUAACAAAUAGGAUGACAAUGAAGAUCAAACGAGUGGCCAAAUACCCCGACUUAUUUAUCACAGGGGUUCGCAUUGCAGAGGUCGAAGCAAGCAGAAUCCUGGUUAAGUACGCUACUUGUUCUGUGGUACAGAAGGCCUUGAUUUCUGAAAACGAAGACUGGAUUGUGUUCUUUGACCACAAGAGAGGGGGGAAACCCAGUCUCAUAGAAGAAGGUGGUGAAUAUGGUGAUAUGUAUGUUGCUUUAAAAAAGCGCGCGGCAGAGUCCUCCCAUACCUUAAAGACGUGGGAGGAGAAGCAAAACGCAGGUAACAAGGGCGCAAAGCUUUGAG
This is a messenger RNA of Talaromyces proteolyticus, 748 nucleotides long. RefSeq lists its product as uncharacterized. The transcript is spliced from 3 exons. Lineage: Eukaryota; Fungi; Ascomycota; Eurotiomycetes; Eurotiales; Trichocomaceae. The record is from RefSeq and is a predicted model, not a curated record. The coding region runs from base 202 to 747 and encodes 181 amino acids.